Messenger RNA from Charadrius vociferus (killdeer), 4776 nucleotides. It is a transcript of the gene ADGB, whose product is annotated as androglobin. Gene Ontology annotation, molecular function: heme binding; calcium-dependent cysteine-type endopeptidase activity; protein binding. Lineage: Eukaryota; Metazoa; Chordata; Aves; Charadriiformes; Charadriidae. The transcript has 35 exons. Gene Ontology annotation, biological process: proteolysis. The record is from RefSeq and is a predicted model, not a curated record. The coding region runs from base 1 to 4776 and encodes 1591 amino acids.
AUGGCUGUUUCGGUACGCAACAGGCAGCGUGUUGGCUACAGCUCGGGUACAAAGCGUUCAGCUCAUGGUCAGGAGCAGGCAGAAGUGUUCACUGAAACCUGCCUGGAUGCAGUCCUGUCCAACCCACUCCAGAGUCCCUUAAGUUUUGGCUCCAGUGUCCAAGAUAAGAAUAAUGGUAAAUUUCCUAUUUGGCCAGAAUGGAAUGAAGCAGAUAUCAAUGCAGAAAAAUGGGAGGCUGGAAAAGCUGGAAAAGAGAAAGAAAAAACUGGAAAAAGUCCUAUUUCACAUGUCUUUGAGGAUCCUGAAGGGAAAAUAGAAUUGCCACCGUCCUUAAAAGUACAUUCAUGGAAACGUCCACAUGAGUUUUUAACAAGUAAGAUUCCUGUCGUUGUCAAAAAUGAAACUUCAUUUGACCUUUUUUCAGCGAAUGAGCAUAUAUUUUGUAGUGAGCUGAUGAGAUGGAUUAUAAGUGAAAUUUAUGCAGUCUGGAGGGUAUAUAAUGAAAAGGCCUUAAGUAAUGGAACAUCCACACUUUUUUGGAAACCAUGGGAACACAUUUAUGCCUUAUGUAAAGCUACUAGGGGACACAUGCCACUGUACAAUAGCUAUGGAAAAUAUGUAGUGAAACUUUAUUGGAUGGGAUGUUGGAGAAAGAUCACUGUGGAUGACACUAUGCCUUUCAAUGAAGAGGAUAAUUUGUUACUACCAGCUACAACCUGUGAAAUUGAACUUUGGCCGAUGUUGCUGUCCAAAGCUAUUAUUAAGCUGGCAAAUACUAGUAUACGGGAAACUGGAAAAAGAGAGUUGGAGGAAUUUACAGUUCUACAUACACUGACCGGAUGGAUACCAGAAGUUAUUCCUCUUCAGCCUGGAUACUUGGACAAAGUUUGGAGCUUUUUGAAGGAGAUUGUGCCAGAAUUCAAGUUGCCAAAUAAGAAAACUCCAGAACUUGGUAUUCAUCAGUCAGAUACAAAACCUAAAGAGACCAAAGUCUCAGAGUUAAAAAAUGAAAUUUUAUCUGUGAACAAGCAGUCAGAUAAACCUGAGAAAGCAGAUAAAAUUGGCAAAGAAAAAGUAGAGCAGAGAGAAAUUGGAAAGAAGAAAAACAGAGAAGGAGAAAAAGAAAAAAACAGGUUAGCACGUCAGUCUUCACAGAUGUUGGCAGAAGCCCAGCGUUCUCUUCAGGCCUUAACUGAAAAGUCUUCUGUGCCAACCCAGCCAGAAAUGGCCGUGUAUGCUGGCUGUAUACCACUACAUUUGUUUGAAGAGGAUAUUUUUUCAUUAGGGCAGAUGGCUGAUUCUUCAGAGAAGCUGAGGCAAUAUGGGCUUUCCCACAUAUACAGCCAUCCUGUCCUGAUUACUAGAACUAGGUCCUGUCCUCUGGUAGCACCGCCACAGCCACCACCAAUUCCUCGUUGGAAGCUUUUCCGUCAGAAAAAGGAAACUGUUGUGACAUCUGAACCUCAAGAGACUGUGGUAAAGAAACCUGAAGAACAUGUUGAGAUUGCUAGCCUGUUUUUUAAUUACAAAUUGAAUCUUAUCCCAAUACCCACAGACAUCCACUUUCCACAGUCUACCAUCAAAAAAGGAUUUAAUUCCCUAUCCCGUCUCCCUUCUGUUACUGAAAGUGAUGAAAAUGUAAACGACAGUAACGUGGAUAUGAAUCAAAGUGGAAGACACUCAAAUGCAGAAGAUUAUUCUCAGUGCAUUGAUCCUGUGUGUCGUCUUAUCUCUGCAGAAGAAUUACAUGAGAAUAUCAGUUUUGAUGCAAAACGAAUGUCAGAAACAGCUGAUACUGGUAUGAACAGCCAAACAGGGGAUAAAUCAAAGGAAGAAAUCAAGUCAGAAAGGACUUCUGUUUCCAGGGAAACCUGGAUUAGCUUUGAAGACUUCUGUGUUUGUUUCCAGAACCUGUAUGUUUUCCACAAGCCACACACAUAUGCCUAUAACUAUCAGAAGACAGAUUUUAAGUUUACUGAUGAUCGAGUCUUCUAUUACUUACUUGUGGACAGUCUGAUGCCCAUUGAAAUCCUGGUUAGCUUUUCUGCAUUAGUGCGCUGGGAUGAUACUGGAGGUGAUAAACAAGAAUGUUCUAGUAUUUCAAAGGGUGUGCUGAUGGUUGAACAUUUCUCUUGGAAAUGUGUGAGUCCUGGAGAACUUCUAUUAAAGAUGCAUACAUCCGCAACCAAAGCUACUCUGUUAAAUCUUCCUGUUGGGCGACACAUAUUGCUCUUCACAGUAAGUUCUCCCAUAGGGCACCAUAUUCACCUGUGUAGCAUGGUGCCAUGUGUCUUUGGAGAAGAGGAUACUGUGAUGCCAGGUCUUGAAAAGGAGAGCUACCGGUUUAUAGGACAGGCUACAGCUAUCCUGAAAGCUGUUGGAAAUGUGAUAAAUAAUUUCAGCAGUAAACCUGAACUUUCUAAAGCCUUGAAGGAGUUGGAACUAACGCACUGUCCUCCUGGCCUCCAUGGUACUGGAACGGCUGAAGAACAUUUCAAGGUUUUCAAUAGUGCGUUUUGGUAUUUGAUCAAAUAUGCAUUAGGCAAGAAGGCUUCUUACAGCUGUAAAUUUGCCUUCAGGUCCUUCACUUUGGAUUUUAAAGACAUUGAGAUUUCUGAGGAUGACACUGUGUCUUCAGAGAAUUGUGAGAAUUCCCUUAGUAGCUGGCAGAACCGAUCUCCCACUUCUGAAGAAGCAGCAGCAGCUCUUAAACUUCAAGCCAUCUGGAGAGGGACCUAUGUUAGGAAAGUACUGAACAGCAGAAAACCGGGUACUAAAGAAAACAGUAGCGUCAAAGAAACCUUGCAAAAAUUGUGGAGUGCAAUUGAAUUAAAUUUUGAACAGUGUGCUGUAAUGCUGUUAAGAGAAAUGUUUAAAAGAAACUGUAAGUCAAUUGAAAAGUUUCCUUGCUAUGAAGAUGAAUGGUGUAAGAUGUCUUUCGCUGACUAUGCUGUGACAUAUGCUGAUCAGCCACCAAAUGUGUGGUUUGUGGUUUUUAGAGAAAUAUUUCUUGUUCCAGAAGACAUGCUUAUAGUGCCAAAGGUGUAUACCACUAUCCCUUCCUGUAGACUUCACGUCAUUGAUAAUGACACACUGGAGGAAAUGCCACAUGUCUUUUUCAAAGUGACACCUCAUGUUUAUGUGAAAAAUAAGAAAGGAUACACAUUUAUGGCUGAAGCACGUACUGGUGACCUACCUGUGGCAAGUGGAAGAUGGAGGCUCCGGCUCAUUGGUUCUCAUAGUCCACUCCCAUUUCUCUCUCGUGAGGCUGUAAAUAAUGUGUAUUCUACUAAAGAAAUUAAAGAGUAUUACAUACCCAAUGACAAGCACAUAAUGUUCAGGUAUUCAGUAAAAGUCACAGCAUCACAUAUUGCUACAGUUCAGGCACAAACCUCUAAAUCAGAUGUGUUCAUUAAACUACAAGUCCUAGAUAAUGAGGAAGAAAUUGUGAGUGUCACUGGAAAGGGCCAUGCAGUCAUCCCUGUUUUUAAUUUCUUGAGUAAUGAAACACUUUCGAGUUCCCACUCAAGCAAAACCCAGAUUAUUCAAAGUAGUACAAAGAAGGAAUCAGAAACUGGAGGAUCAAAAAAAAGGGGUCAAGUUUCAUCUUCAAAGGACACCAAAACUUCUUUCAAGCCAGGACUUGUACAGGAAGGACCACCUAUAUUAGAAGAUGAAUCUAUCCUCUUGGAAAACUUUCAAAACAAAGACGGAAGUCCACAACAAGCUCACAAGUAUGUCAUACAAGCAUUGGUGCUGUAUAAUAGUUGGCCACUUACAGAGAGCCAGUCUCUGUUUGUUCAGGCACUGAAAGAAAUGGAGAAAAAUGAAAUCAAAGUGCAUGGGGAAAAGCAUGAAGAGCACAGCUUUCCCCUAAUGCUUAAUUAUUUUGAAGGACAAAAGUCUGCAAGUAUUCCUAAACCAACUAAAAAAUCAAAAGAUAAAGCAUCUGAGAAGACAGAAAAAGAUAAGUCCAAUAAAGAAAGAGGAUCACUUGUAUCUCUUGCAUCUCGUCCUGAGUCUCAGCAAGCUGCUUCAAACAAACCGUACUGGACUUUACGUCUAGUUAGCGAACAGAGAGAGGCUGACAUCCUGGAGGUGAAGAAAGACACCCAGCGAGCAGAUGAGAUCAAAGCCAUGAAACAAGCAUGGGAGUCUGCAGAGCCAGGACGAGCUAUCAAGGCUUUUCAGGAACGUAUGCGGUUUAUUAAUAAGUAUGCUGUGAGAGACUCAGAGGAGCCCACAGCUGGGACUGAGACUUCCAGUGUAACACCCAGUUCAGGAGAAAGAGGUAAGGAUUCUCUUACCACAGGAAAGAAAGCAUCACAAACAGCUAUUGACUCAAGCUUACAAACGCAGCAAAAAAAGUGGGAGCCUAUAGACCUUAGUCCUUACAUGAGAAAAACAAUGUCUGAGUCUGUGCUAAGAAAUGAGUCUGUCAUUCAACAGCAAGAGAUGCAUAAAGCGGAAAAAAUCAACCAUUUUAGGGAACUUCGCGAGCUGACUUUGGAACAAAGAGAAAAAGAACAAAAUGCCAGAGCUUUAUUGAAGCACAAUAUACUUGAAAUGUAUGAGAAUCUGCAGGCAUCCUUAGAUGAAGCACGAGGCAGAGUUCACAGCAUUCGGGAAGCAUACAGAAGUAAGCUGCUAGAGGCUGAGCGCAGAAAACAAGAAGAGCUGGCAGCUCGUGAAGCAGCCCUGCAAGCAGAGCAAGAGAAGAAAAGCCCAAAUGCACACCAAAAAAAACACGGAAAAGGUUUAGGGAAAAAAAAAUAA